GCCUUCAGUGAUCUGAUCUCACACACCACUCAUCUCAUCCCUAGCUAGCGCUCCAUUGCUAGCUGUGCCUGUGCUGUGCUGGAGCCACACACACCCUUGUUUCUUUAGCAUGCCGUCUCUCCUCUCACACUAAGUUAGCUUACUCAUCUCUCUCCUACUGUUAGGGUUUGCGCAAUCAGUACCUUUUCCCGGCCGACCCCUCUCUCUAUCUCAUGACUCAUGACAUCCACCUCGACUAGCAAUAGCUAGCCCAGUGUCACUCUCUUUGGAUUGAUUUCUCUCUCUAUCCAUGUUUGCAGAGAGCUUCUGUACAUGUACUUGCUCAUGACCCUCUCUUAGUAGCUAAGGAAAUGCCACAUAAAUUAUAAAAGGGAGAGCACUUGCUUUGGGAGAAAAGUUGUGGUUUGGUUUUCCCCUCCUCUCUCUCUCACACACACACUCUUCUUCUUCCUCUGUUUCUUCUUGCUUUCACUACUUGUCUUCUCAGCUUCAAACUCUCACAAAGUAGUAGUCACUGGGUAGUCAGCAAGGCAAGGAAUCAGCUAGUACUGUCCAAGAAUCACAUCGCCAUGGGUUUCUCCUCGUUCCCAAUCUUCCUCGACCCUCCGAAUUGGAGCCAGAUGCAGCAGCAGCCUCUCCAGUGCCUGAUGAGCGGCGGCGGCGGCAGCGACCACGACCACCACCACCAUCUGAUCCCUCCGCCGUCCAGCCAGCAUCAGCAGCAGCUAGCUCCACUUCCCUGCAACAACAACCCCAGCAACACUAACACGGCAACAAGCGGGCCGCCGCCCUCCUCGCUGCAGCAUCAGCAGCCCUCGUCCGGGGAUCCGGCGGCCCAGCCCCUGGCCCAAGCCCAGGCCCCGUCGGCCCAGGUGGCGCCGUCGUCAGGGGUGACGUCGAUGACGGAGCGGGCCCGGCUGGCCCGGGUGCCGCUCCCGGAGCCCGGGACGCUCCGGUGCCCGCGCUGCGACUCGGCCAACACCAAGUUCUGCUACUUCAACAACUACUCCCUGUCGCAGCCGAGGCACUUCUGCAAGGCCUGCCGCCGCUACUGGACCCGCGGCGGCGCGCUCCGCAACGUCCCCGUCGGCGGCGGCUGCCGCCGCAACACCAAGCGCUCCAACUCCAAGAAGUCCUCGCGCUCCAACAACUCCCAGUCCCAGUCGCAGGCCACGUCAUCCGCCACGUCGUCCUGCUCCACGACCACCGCCACCUCCGCCAGCACCACCAGCGCCGCCGCCAUGCAGGCGCUGCCGCACCACCUGGCACUCCAGCUGGACGCCUCGCUGGACGGGUACCAUGGCCAUCAUGCCCAGCUGCAGUUUCUGCCGGCGUUCAUGCAGCUGCAGCAGCAGCAGCAAGGGAUGAUGAUGCAGCACGGGGGCCAUGGCGGCGGGUACGGCCACUUCGCUGACGGCGGCGUCGGCGAUGUGGGCUCCGCUGGACAGCAGCAGCUGCCGGACGGGUUCCCGAGGGGGAUGGUGGCGUCGGGGUUGCUGGCGCAGCUGGCGUCGAUCAAGAUGGAGGAGCACGGCGUUGCAAAUGGCGGCGGUGGGAUUGGCGGCGGUGGGGGUUUCCAGCUGGGCCUUCAGGGAGCCCAUGAGCAGUAUUGGCCCGGAAGCGGCGGUGGUGGCGGCGGGUGGCCCACGGAGUUCCUGUCCGGGUUCAGCUCCUCGUCGUCGGGGAAUGUCUUGUGACCGUCGGGGAUAUGCAAUGCAAUGCAAUGCAUGCAUAUAUAUAUGCAGUAUGCACCGGUGUUACUGAAUUAGGUCCUCCCUGCUGCCUUAGUUUAAGUUUAGAGUUCAGUACUAUGAGUACUAUAUAUGUGGUAUGGUCUUGUGUCGUUCGAUAUAUCAGGAUGGGCGUGUUGUUGGUUUAUUUUAACCUUGAGUUAUAAGUCGGCUAGAAUGGUGUCUUUUUUUUUUACCUACUUGUGCCUGAUUUCGUGGGUUUUGUGUAGUGGGGAAUUACUGUUUCCAAGUUUGUUAAAUGCACGCAAAAGGAGGGUGAUAUGAUCGAGAUGUGUGUUAGGGUACUUAACAAUGUACGAUGUUUGAAUUCAAUUACAUGAGGAACUUGGUAUGAAAACUUUCAUA
Messenger RNA from Brachypodium distachyon (stiff brome), 2096 nucleotides. Its product is annotated as dof zinc finger protein DOF2.2. The transcript is spliced from 2 exons. Gene Ontology annotation, biological process: regulation of DNA-templated transcription. Bases 570 to 1697 code for a protein of 375 amino acids. Lineage: Eukaryota; Viridiplantae; Streptophyta; Magnoliopsida; Poales; Poaceae. Gene Ontology annotation, molecular function: DNA binding; DNA-binding transcription factor activity. The record is from RefSeq and is a predicted model, not a curated record.